Messenger RNA from Melanaphis sacchari, 813 nucleotides. RefSeq names its product putative 3-methyladenine DNA glycosylase. Gene Ontology annotation, molecular function: DNA binding; alkylbase DNA N-glycosylase activity. The record is from RefSeq and is a predicted model, not a curated record. NCBI's taxonomy places the organism in Eukaryota, Metazoa, Arthropoda, Insecta, Hemiptera, Aphididae. The coding region runs from base 82 to 813 and encodes 243 amino acids. The transcript is spliced from 2 exons. Gene Ontology annotation, biological process: base-excision repair.
UAGGCAAUAUUAUUGAUUAUAAAUAUUACUUUUAUAUGAUACUCAACAGUCUUUAAUGAUUAGAAGAAAUAUUUUUAAGCCAUGUCUGAUGAAAAUGAUCGGUGUGAAUCAAUAUACUUCAGUUCCAGUUCGGUUCAAUAUAGGAAACGAUUAGAUGCUCAGUUUUACGAAACAUCUUGUGAAGAAAUGGCCAUGAGUUUACUGGGCAAGAUACUUGUUAGACGAUUAGAUGAUAAUACUAUUCUUAGGGGUAGGAUUGUUGAAACUGAAAGCUAUCUGGGUCAUGAAGAUGCAGCUUCCCAGUCAUUCAAAGGGAAAAUAACACCAAGAAAUGAACCAAUGUUCAUGAAACCAGGAACAGCUUAUGUUUAUUUUACAUACGGAAUGUACCAUUGCUUCAAUAUUUCAAGCAAAGGAGAUGGUGCUGCAGUUUUGAUAAGGGCUGUAGAGCCUUUGGAUAAUUUGAACACUAUGGCAUCUCUACGAAAACAAUUUAGGAAAUGUCCAAAAACAGAGAUGAAGAAUAAAGAUUUAUGCAAUGGUCCUGCAAAGUUAUGUAUUAGUUUUGCAAUUGAUAUAAAAUCUUGCAAUAAACAAGAUCUAACUUCUUGGGAUGGAAUGUGGGUAGAAGAAGACGAAAAUAGUAAAUUAAUUGACACAAUUGUUUGCUCACCAAGAAUAGGUAUUAAAUGUGAAAAAAAAUGGCAAGACAAAUUCCUAAGAUAUUAUAUUCGUGAUAAUCCCUGUGUUAGCAAGAUUGAAAAAAUUAAAAUGAAUGAAUUGAAGUAUUCACAAAUUGAAAAUUUAAAAUAA